Molecule: messenger RNA, 186 nt
Organism: Umbelopsis ramanniana AG
Lineage: Eukaryota; Fungi; Mucoromycota; Umbelopsidomycetes; Umbelopsidales; Umbelopsidaceae
Exons: 1
Biological process (GO): regulation of transcription by RNA polymerase II; cell differentiation
Molecular function (GO): DNA-binding transcription factor activity, RNA polymerase II-specific; RNA polymerase II cis-regulatory region sequence-specific DNA binding
Source: RefSeq, a predicted model, not a curated record
CGCCAUCGACUGAGGCCCGAGGAGACUGAUUAUCUGGCCGAAGAGUUCCAGUACAACCCUAAACCAACCCGGCGAAAGAUUCAAGAAAUUGCCUCCGAUCUCGAUGUUAGUGAGCGCACUGUCCAGAUAUGGUUUCAGAACAGAAGAGCAAAGUUGAAACGAACGCAGAAAGAAUCAACGGAAAGA